This is a messenger RNA of Anopheles stephensi (Asian malaria mosquito), 5177 nucleotides long. It is a transcript of the gene E2f1, whose product is annotated as transcription factor E2f1. The transcript has 7 exons. The coding region runs from base 677 to 2995 and encodes 772 amino acids. NCBI's taxonomy places the organism in Eukaryota, Metazoa, Arthropoda, Insecta, Diptera, Culicidae. Gene Ontology annotation, cellular component: RNA polymerase II transcription regulator complex. Gene Ontology annotation, molecular function: DNA-binding transcription factor activity, RNA polymerase II-specific; protein dimerization activity; RNA polymerase II cis-regulatory region sequence-specific DNA binding. The record is from RefSeq and is a predicted model, not a curated record. Gene Ontology annotation, biological process: regulation of transcription by RNA polymerase II.
GUCUCUCUUGCAUAGAGUAGAACCCCGGGAAAUACAGGGAAUCGAUCCCAAACCCGCGACCCAACGCGAGGAAAAACUAUUGUUUUCCCCAUUGUGUCACAACCGGGAAUGUCGUGAAAACGGUGCACCGAUAACUAACCCGGGAAGCAAAUCAGCAGGAGGGAGGUUUUGUCGGAUGUUCGAUCGUACAAGCACGGUUUGUGUAGUAAUAGCCACAGAAUGCCUUUAGUUUAUGCACACAGAGCUGACUGAAUGCCGGAGGGACAGAGUGCUUUUUACCAGCUCCGCAAAGGUGAACAAUAUCUCGCACAACACCAGAAACCGAACGCCCUCCCGCCGCCGACCCAAUACCCGCCAUCCAGUUUUUCAAGUAUGGUGUAGUGAAACCGAUAAUAGUGCAAACAGCCGUGUUGCCAUCGACGUUGCGCGCAGGGUAAGGAAAGUAGAAAAGGUCCUGCAGUAGACGCGGAUCUUCAUCUUGAAGAAAUUACCAUUUCCAACGCACACAGAGUAAGGGGCGGGCGCGCGCGCGCUCAUCCAUUUGCGCUGUAGGGGCAUGGUGUACCACUGGACUGUGUGUGUCUAUGUAUGACAUUGGCGGAGACGUACGUGUCGCGUGUGAAGAAAAACAGCCAAAUAUCCGGCGAGAACACUAGUGCGCGCCACCGUGUCCAAGAUGUACGCAAAGCAAACCCAUGCAAAGGUCGGGGGUGGUGGUGGUAGACAGAGCAUAAAGGCAGAAUAUCAGCCGGGCGGCAAAGCGGUUAGUGGUGUGUCCGGUGUGGAGCGUAGAGCUAGUACAGUUUACGCGCGGAAAGCGUCGGUAGUCAGCAACAGUAGUGACGUGUCGAACGAUGACUAUGAGGAGGUGAAACCCGACCUGCAGGUCAGCUCGCACCUGCUGGAUCACGGGUACGGCUGUGGGGUGGUUUCGUUUCCGACCGUGCCGCCAAUGUCCGGCACUCAGGCGGCACAGCAAACCUCCAAGCAUCAUGCUGCGUCCGAGCAGCAACAGCAGCAGCAGCAGCAGCAGCGUGGCCAUCAACACAUUAGCAGUAAUGUUAGCAGUAGAAACAAUCACUCCAACGGGAGGAGCAGCCAUCAUCACAGUACGCCCACUUCAACUGGCAUGCCAUCGUCCUCCGCGACAGCUACACGCGGCGGGGGAAAACAGCAUCAGCAGCACGAUCAGGCUCAUCAACACCAGUACAGUAACAGCAGCAGCAAGCAGAAUGCGGCCGAUCCACCGAUCACCAAUUUCUUCAGGGCCAUUAAGCGAUCGUCACAGUCGUCGAGCAUAUCUCCCACACCGGCCAAAAUUGCCAAGAGCAGCAAUGUGAAGACACCGAACUCCACCUGCUCCACGCCAACCUCGUCGAUAUCGUCCUCUUCAUCGAAGAAGCGCUACUCGGAACGAACUAGGUACGACACGUCGCUUGGGCUGCUGACGAAAAAGUUCAUCGAUCUGCUGAACGAAUCGCCGGACGGGGUGGUCGAUCUGAACAUUGCCUCGACGAAGCUGAAGGUGCAGAAGCGGCGCAUCUACGACAUCACCAACGUGCUCGAGGGCAUCGGUAUGCUGGAGAAGAAAUCGAAAAACAACAUUCAGUGGAAGUGUGGCAAUACCGUGUGCAAUAUCGACCGCAACACGCGAAUACAGCGCGAACGGUACCGACUGCAACAGAAGGAAAACAUGCUGGAGGAGAUGAUCGUCGAGCUGCGGUCGGCCACGAACGACGAGAUGGCGCACACGAAGCACGGCUACUUUACCUGUCAGGAUCUGAGCUCGAUGGAGAUGUUCCGCGAGCAGACGAUCGUUGUUAUUAAGGCGCCACCGGAGGCUAAGCUGGAGUGGAUGAACGAAAAGAUGCAACGGGAAAUAGUGUUAAAGUCGGAGAAAGGAGAAAUAGAUGUGUUUAUCUGUCCAACGGAGGAUCCGGCUGUAGUCGAUAGUCCGGCAGUGAUUGCCGGCGAUCCACUGCUGGAAAACUUCGAACCUGUACUAUCGCCUUUCCAGCGGAUGGAUAGAACGUCUAGCCCAAGGAAAGCGUUAGCGAGACCGUCCCCAUACGCAGCGCAGCGCAAUCUCAACCGUGCACUGGCAGAGGAAGGAACUCCGAGCAACGGCGACCCUUCGGGAAGCAGUGUAACCGGUCGGGACAACAGCAUACAGACGGCGGUGGCGUCACUGUUUAACCUGUCCGGUACGAGCGUACCGCAGAAGGUGGUAGUGCACCCGGAGCGGUAUGAAUCGCCCCUGUGCAACAUGCUGGCCACGACGAGUGGCGCGUCCGGUGCAGCCAAUGGUAGCGGCUACUGCCAUGGUUGUGACUUCCCAUCCCCAGCGGUGGGAGUAGAACAAUCCGAGUUGCAUUACGAUGCUAGUCAGACAACGACGACGAUGAUCGGGCCCGCGACGGUAACGUCGAAGGCGGGCGUGAGAGUUAAAUCCGAACAUGUGCCUGAUAGUAGUAAUAGUAGAGGUAGCGAUAUACUGCCGCAAUCCGCAAUAUCCGCGGACAGCGGCGUGUUCGUAUGGGGUGACGGUGCGAUCGACGGUGACGAUCAUCCGCACCACCAUGGAGGAGGAGGCGGUGGUGGUGGUGGUGGUGGUGGUGGUGUGGGAGGGAUGGCAACGUCCUCGGCGACGGCGUCCUCCUCAUCCAUGCUAUCCGGUGGGGUGUUGAGCCAUCUCAACAACAACAACAACAACAACCACAUCAACGGUGGCAAAGUGACGCCGGAGGAGAUCACCAACAAGAACGCAUCCCUGUCCGAUACGAAACUGAGCCCCAACUUGUUCCAGUACGAUUUCGCCAUGUCGGCGCUAAAGCCGCCCAGCGCCAAGUCUUCGCCGGAGAAUAUGCACCACCGCUACGGAUUUUCCGAUUUCGACGAUCUGGACAUAUUCCUACCGCUGGAACCGACCGCCGACUACACGCUGUCGCUGAACGAAUCUGAAGGCGUUUUCGAUUUGUUCGAUUUCAACUCAUGAAGCUGCUGGCGGAAGCUGUAGGUUGCAGCAGGACACAACCGGCGGCACUUCGAUCAUCCACUCGCCGUGCGCCGCUGAUGAUGAGAUACGCCCAUCGUCAACGCUGUGCAUCGGUGCAACAUCAUCAUCAUGAUGGUCUAAUUUCACAAAACACAAUACGCUUUCACCGAUGCUGCGGUGUGUGUGGUGCUGCGGGAACGCGCUUCACUACUGCUACAACAAAUAUCAUUAUUCAAAGUGACAACAACGUAGAAGAGCAAAAGCAAAGCACAGCCAGCCAGUAGCAGAACGGCGAGGCAGUCGAAUGGAGCAGCGCGUGUAACGAAAUUGGCACAAACAAGCAAACAGGCGGUGGUAAAUUACGUUUUUUUAAGUAGUGCGCAAACAUAAGGAUAGUAAUUUUAAGGCAAAACAGAUUUUCGUUUUUGAUUAGCAUUAUUGUAUCUAAAAGCAGUCCCCCGCCCCCGCCCCACACACAUACACUCACACACACAAAACCCCACAACACAACCCUCUUAUCUAUUAGGAGGGGUGUGCAUGGUUGCUCACGGCACUUUUAAAAAGGCACACACACAAAUGAUGCCCUUGAAAGCUCUUUUGUUGUUUUUUUUUUCGCAAAAUAGGUUGUAAAAAAGUGCAAACACACAUGCCAACCCCGGAGAGGACCCCCCCCCCCCCCGGGGUGUUACUAGCGUAUCCUCCGCCCGGUCGCCGUAGCACAGAGCACAUACGCUGGCGGGCGGGCGGUUGGUGUGUUUUGUUACUCAAUAUUGUUAACAAGUUUGUUUUGCUGUAUAUAUAUUUUUUUUUUUUUUGUGUGUGGAGUGUUUGCUUCCAAGAGGACACCGUUAUUUCAUUUUAUAAGUAUUUUCUUUUGUUGAAUUAAUUGUUUCGUGGUUUUCUUUUCUUUAGUUCUGCAUUCUGGGCUUUCCUCAACAAGAACUGAGCCGUUGUGUAAUAUUAGAUGUGUAAGGGGGUGCGCCCCCCACCUUCCCCCCCACAAGUGCCGCUCGUUGAUCCGGAUAAGGAUCUUGUUUUGCUGUGCCGUGUGUGUGUGUGUGUGUUAUUGAGCCGUGGCAAUCGUUGCUUCGAUAUUACUAGAACUGAGUGUGCGGCCAGGGGGGUAGCUUUAGCAGCAACGUGUUUUGGUGGCCGCUCAGUUACAGGUUACAAUUGCUCUCCGCCUCACGGUGGCAUAGUAGAGUGGCAAGAAGCAAUUCAUCUGAUUCGAAUUGGAAUGAGCUAUACAAGACUUUCGAAUUCCUCCCACCCACUGUACGCGGUGCGUAUAUGGGAGAGGAGGGGGAUGGCGGGGAGCGGAGGGGGGCGGGUAGGUGCAUGUGUUGCAAACAAAAAAAAAAUGCAAGGGGAAAAGACUUUUUAUGAUUUUUCAUACUUAUAUUUGCAUAGUAGUAAUUUUUAUUCGUGGUACCAUGAUUGUACAUAUAGUGCGUAAGGCUUGUAAAUUAUUUCAAAUAAAACAUUGUUCCGAUGCUGUUGAGAGAGAGAGAAAAAAACACUCACACACUCACACACACAUACAAAAUCACGGAACAAUCUCUAGUAGACGGAUAAAGAUGACCACAGCAUGAAGACAAAGGUUUUCUCCACACUUUCUCUUUCUCGUUCUAAAACGAACGAGAAUAGAAAAUGCAGCAAAACUGUGUGAGUGAGGUGAGGAUAGGUGAAGGAAGGUAGGGGUAAAGGAAGCAGAUACUAGCAUUUUUGAGCAAAAAAAAAAAGUAACAAAAGGGGCAAACCUCUCGCUUCGAAGAAUUUUCCACCAAAGGGAUUCAUCGUGUUGCACCGAGAGAGAGAGAGAGAGAGAUCGAGAGAGAGAGAGAGAGAGUAUAGGGUUUUGGCAGGGACAAAAGUUAAGCAAAAGAAUCCGAUGUAAACGACUGGUGGGUGUAGGCUCAGUCGAAUAUUUUAAAUAUACUAGCACGUAAGCUCAUAUGAGGUCACGGGGGGAGGGGGGGGGGAAGAGGGCGAGAGCGAGGGAAGGAGGGGGUGUGAUACGAUCACACGGCGCAUCCCGGCAAACAUUCGCAGAACAACAUAACGUUAACGUGUGUGUGUGUGUGUGUGUGUGUAGCGUGUAGAGUAUAGUAGAGACCGCGAAUCAAUGAUCCUGGGGAGGGACACAACCACAGACACGAAACACAAAACAGUGCGACCGGAG